AUGCACUGGGAGAAAAUAGAGAUCAAGGUGAAGCGUCAAGAGCCCAUCCCAGGCAAAUCGCCGGGGAGGAAAGGCGGCAAGCACGGACCAGGGAGAAAAUGGGGUCAUACGCUAAAUGCCGUCAACUAUGGUCGUCAGGUGUACGUGUUCGGAGGCUAUGGCAAGGACGAGCGGCAGACGAACGACGUCUACGUGUACAACACAACCAAGGACGCGUGGAGCAAGCCGAACAUCAAGGGCACGCCGCCGUCGCCGCGCGACAGCCACACGAGCACGGUGGUGGGCAGCAGGCUGUUCGUCUUUGGCGGCACGGAUGGGUCGUCGGGGCUUAACGACCUCUACAUGCUCGACACCUCAACCAACACGUGGACGCGGCUGGCGGCGCAGGGGGACGUGCCAGCAGCGCGCGAGGGGCAUGCAGCAGCGCGGGUGGAGGGGCUGGUGUAUGUGUUUGGCGGGUGUGGCAAGGCGGGCGAGGGGGGGACGGUGGACGAGACUUACUACAACGACGUGCAUGUGUUCAACCCUGGUAAGGAGGAGUUUAACCCUUGCCAGCUGCGCGCGAGGGGCAUGCAGCAGCGCGGGUGGAGUGGAGGGGCUGGUGUACGUGUUCGGGUGGUGGGGUGUGGCAAGGCGGGCGAGGGGGGGACGGUGGAUGAGACGUGUUACAACGACGCGCAUGUGUUCAACCCUGACACGAUGCGGUGGGCGCGGGUGGCGACAACAGGCACGGCGCCGUCACCAAGGGACAGCCACAGCUGCUGCGCGUGGGGCAACCAGCUGAUUGUGUUUGGCGGGGAGGACUCUCGCAACUGCUACCUCAGUGACGUCUUUGUUCUCGACACCAGCUCGCUGGUGUGGAGGGAGGUGAGGGCGAGGGGGCAGAAGCCCCUGCCUCGAGCGGGGCAUGUGGCGGUAACAGCGGGGCGCUACAUGGUGGUGUUUGGGGGCUUCACGGAUGAGCGCCGCCUCUUCAACGACCUCCACGUGCUCGACCUCUCAUCGGAGCACUGGCAGCAGUACACGCCCACAGGAGACGUGCCUUCACGGCGCUUCUCCCUCUCAGCUGACCUGCUGGACACAGUGUCGGGCAAGAUGAUGCUCUUCGGGGGCUGCAACGAUGAUUUGGAGGCCCUGGAGGACGCUUACUUUCUGCACACAGAUUUCGGGUCGCAUGCAGUGGAGUUUCCCCGGCCGCUCCCACAAGUCUCACCAGCUCUACCCCCCGGGCUGCACCCCGCAGACCUGAUAGCGCCAGCGGCAGGGAGGUGCCUCCCCCAGGUGGCACCAGCCCUACCACCAGGCCUGCACCCAGCAGACCUGAUAGCACCGGCAGGCAGGGAGGUGCCGUUUGAGGCGCAGAUAGUUGACGUCUUCCACCUCGGCUACUGCCUGCGCGCCACUGUGGCUGGGCGCCCCCUGCACGGGCUGCUCUUCUCCUACGACCCUUCUUUUGCCCAGGCUGCUCUGGCCCGCCAGGCGCAAAGGCAAGCGGGCACACGGUCAUCACGCCAGCCCCCACCCCUUCCACCACAUCUCACCUUCUCUCCAGAAACCGGCUCCCACACCAUCACCGUUCCUGACCCCCACCGCCGGAGAACUUCUGCUGCUGCUGCAGCCACUGCCGCGUCUGCCAGUGCUAAUGCUGCUGCUGCUGCUGCUGCUUCUGCUGCUGCUUCUGGCGCUGUUGGUGGGGCGGCGGGUAAUGGUGCACUGACUGCAGUUACAUCUCACGGCGUAACUGUGCCAGGCGCGGUUACAUCUCCGGCUGUAACACCGCCGACAGCUGCUGCUGUGACACCAGCUGAUGGGGGGUCGAGAGGAGGGGCGGCAGCGGGAGGAGGUGAGGAGGGAGAAUCCGGAGCGACUCUACACCGACCAGAUCGUAAAAAUGUCGCGAUUAGAGCCAAUUCGCAGCGUAGUGACAAUUCUGCUUCAAACGAGUCGGCUUCUAGCGAGUCUGCUUCCACUGGUGCUAGCCGAGCCAACGAUGCUCCGCAAGUCCCGGGAAGGAGUCCCGGUUCGCCGAAUCCGGUGCCUAGAUCUCGGCCGUCCGAUCUGGACAUCCCGUUCGAUCCUGCGGUGGACGCAAUGAUUGCGGCGGAGAUGGCGGGGAGGAAGAGCAACGACCCACCACUACCUGCAGAAAAAGAGAGACAAGCCACCCAGCUGGGCACGCUGUUGAAGCAGUUCGUCCGCGUGGCGGCACCCUAUUGGUCGUCGGAGGACAAGGGCCAGGCGCGGCUGCGAUUGGCGGCGGUGUUUGUCUUCGCGCUGGGCUGCACUGGCGUCUCCGUACUCUUCAACUUCUUAUACCGAGACUUCUACAACGCUAUAGCGAGCAAGGACGAGGAGGCAUUCGUGCAGCAGCUCUUGUGGUUUCUCGGCGCCACUGUGGGGGGCGUGCCGGUGUUUGUGUUUCGGGACUACCUAAGAGACACGCUGGCGCUGAGGUGGCGGGCGUGGAUGACGACAGACCUGCUCAACAAGUACUUCCAGCACCGAACUUUCUAUAACAUCCAGUCGCAGUCCCUAAUAGACAACCCGGACCAGCGAAUCAACGAGGACGUGGACGACUUCACCACCACCUCGCUCACCUUCUCCCUCGCACUCGUCAACGCCAUAGUGGAUCUCAUCUCCUUCUCCGGCAUCCUCUACUCCAUCUACCCGCCGCUCUUCGCUGUUCUACUGGCGUACUCGCUUGGGGGCACGGCCAUCAGCGUGUAUUUAGGCAGGGAGCUAGUGGGGCUCAACUUUCUGCAGGAGAAGAAGGAGGCUGAUUUCCGGUAUGGGCUGGUGCGAGCGCGCGAGAACGCUGAGAGCAUCGCCUUCUAUGGGGGCGAGCGCAGUGAGACGCGCCUGCUGCUGCAGCGCUUCCGCCAAUCGUUCACCAACUAUGCUCGCCUGCUGGUGGUAGGCCGCAACCUGGAUUUCUUCACCAGCAACUACCGCUAUCUCAUCCAGCUGCUGCCGGCGGCCGUGGUGGCGCCUCUCUACUUCCGCGGGGAGAUAGAGUUUGGCGUCAUCAACCAGUCCUUCUCCGCCUUCAACCACGUCCUAGGGGAUUUCUCCAUCAUCGUGUUUCAGUUCCAAGCGCUCUCCCAUUUCUCCGCUAUUGUGGAACGGCUGGGCGAGUUCCAGGAGGUGUUGGAUGACCAGAGCAAGCCAGCCGCGCUGCCAGCCACCUCUGCUGCUUCUCCUGCGGCAACUGCUGGGACCGCGGACACAAAAGCGGAAGGGGAGGGGGAGAAACCAGAGGGAAGCACACAGGCGACAGCAGCGGAGGCAGCUGCGGAGCACCUGGCGUCGCUGUUCAACAGCUUCAUCACCAUUGAAAACGUGGACGGACUCACUCUCUGCACGCCACAGUAUGCCUCAUGCCUUCUCUCUGGCCUCUCGCUCUCUGUCAAGCAAGGCGAGCACCUGCUGGUGAGUGCAGAGAGGGGAGCACCUGUUGCUGGUGAUGAGUGCAAAGAGCGUAGUAGCACCAGUUGUGGAAGUGACAACUUGCAAUGGCUUUCUUUUGCAUCACAUUCCCCCAUUCCAUCUCAUCCCCGCAUCCCUCUCUGGCGCUCCUCACCCCACCACCCCUUCCCUUUGCGCCCUCUCCUGGCCCCCAUCCUUUCCCCCCUGCACCCUCUCCCCCAACCCCCACCCUUGAUAAUGGGUCCCAAUCAUGGGUCCCAGCGUAUGAAGAAGUGUUUUGAGACGUCUCAAAACGCUGCACCUUCCUUUCCCCCUCUCCUUUCCCCCUCUCCUUUCCCCCUCUCCUUUCCCCCUCUCCUUUCCCCCUCUCCUUUCCCCCUCUCCUUUCCCCCUCUCCUUCCCCCCUCUCCUUUCCCCCUCACCUUUCCCCCUCUCCUUUCCCCCUCUCCUUCCCCCCACGCCAGAUCAUGGGUCCCAGCGGCAGUGGCAAGACCUCUCUGCUUCGAGCCGUUGCCGGGCUUUGGCGUUCGGGCAGCGGAACGUGUGGUGAAAGCAGAGGGCGAUGUGGCUGACGUGGAGGAGGGGGUGAUGGACGCAGGAGGGGCGGUGUUCUUUGUCCCGCAGCGGCCGUACAUGGUGCUGGGGUCACUGAGGCAGCAGCUGCUGUACCCCACGUGGAGUGAGCUGGAGGAGGGCGAAGUGGCUGGGCGGGCGGGCGAUGAGGGGACAAUGGCGCAGAGGGAGGGGGGUGAGGGGAGCGAGGAGAAGGACGGGAGGGAGGGGAAGGACGGGAGGGAGGGGAACGAGGGGAGCAUGGAGGGGUGGUGGACGGUGGGGGGGUUGAUGCAGCGGUUGGGGAUCAAGAAGGAUGCCGACAAUGGAGGGACAGCUGGGUUCCCUCCCACCUCCAUUUCCACCCUAGCCCCAUCACCCCACAACAUGGCCCACCGCCCUCAGCCGUCGGAUGAUGAGCUCCUGGCAGUGCUGGACGGUGUGAGAUUGCGCCACGUGGCGGAGCGUCAGGGCGGGCUGGAUGCGCAGGUGGAGUGGGCGAGUGUCCUGUCGCUGGGCGAGCAGCAGCGCCUCGCCUUCGCCCGCCUGCUGCUGUCCAGGCCGGAGCUAGCCCUCAUGGACGAAUCUACUAGCGCAUUGGACGAAGACAACGAGGCGCACGUGUACGGGCUAGUGGAAGCAGCAGGAGUGACGUUCAUCAGCAUCGGCCACCGCAGCUCCCUCCGCCGCUUCCACUCACUCCUCCUCACCCUCACACCCGCUGGGAGGGCCGACGCCGCUGCUGACGUCACUGGUGAUGCCAGGGACAGCAGUAAUGAUGUCAGCAGUGGGGGAGGGGCAGUGGAAGGGAAGCGGGUGGUGGCACGUGGAACAGGCAGCAUGUGGACGCUGGAGAGAAUAGGAGAGUAG
This is a messenger RNA of Closterium sp. Naga37s-1, 4848 nucleotides long. The record is from the annotation of a GenBank genome assembly. Lineage: Eukaryota; Viridiplantae; Streptophyta; Zygnematophyceae; Desmidiales; Closteriaceae.